AAUGAUGAUCAAUGCAACCAUGUUAGGUUCAUUCACUUUGCUGGGACUGAGGGACACUAAAGCAAAGUACCGCCUGAUGAUCUUUGCUCUCACACUGCUGUGUUACAUUCUGAUCAUACUGGUGAAUGUGGCUCUUAUUCUUACCAUCCUAUUAGAGAAAAAACUUCAUCAACCCAUGUACGUCUUCCUGUGUAAUCUGUGUUUUAACAGUCUUUACGGGACGGCAGCUUUUCACCCUAAAUUCCUAUUUGACCUGCUGUCCAAUAGUCAUGUCAUAUCUUACGCUGGUUGCCUGCUGCAGGUCUUUUUCAUCUACUCUUAUGCAACAACAGACUUUUCCAUCCUUGCUGUGAUGUGUUACGAUCGAUAUUUGGCCCUUUGCCGUCCUCUGGAGUAUCAUUCUAUCAUGACUAAACAAAGAGUUGUUUUGUUGGUGUGUUUCUCCAGAUUGGUGCCAAUGAUCUGUCAGGCUAUUGUGAUGAUCAUGACCUCCAAACUGACAUUAUGUGGUUUCCAGAUUAAUAAACUAUACUGUGAGAACUGGUCCAUCCUUAAACUUUCGUGUGAAUCAAUAACAUUGAAUAAUAUUGUUGGAUAUAUUGUCAUACUUCUGUACACUGGCCAUGCUCUAUCUAUUCUGUGUUCCUAUGUGCAGUUAGUGAAGUUUUCUUUAAAGUAUCCAGAACGCAGGAGGAAGUUCCUGCAGACGUGCACGCCGCAUCUAAUGUGCCUGAUUAAUGUCACCGCUGCCCUUCUGUUCGACGUCAUGUACGCUCGAUAUGGAUCCGAUUCUGUGCCGCAGAGCUUAAGGAACUUCAUGGCAAUCCAGUUUCUGAUUAUCCCCCCAAUGCUGAACCCGAUUAUAUAUGGUCUGAAUUUAACUCAAGUUCGCAGCAGUUGCUUGAAGUUAUGUAGGUACAAAAGACAGGUGCAGGAGUUCUGA
Messenger RNA from Cyprinodon variegatus (sheepshead minnow), 943 nucleotides. Its product is annotated as putative gustatory receptor clone PTE03. The record is from RefSeq and is a predicted model, not a curated record. NCBI's taxonomy places the organism in Eukaryota, Metazoa, Chordata, Actinopteri, Cyprinodontiformes, Cyprinodontidae. Bases 2 to 943 code for a protein of 313 amino acids. Gene Ontology annotation, molecular function: G protein-coupled receptor activity; olfactory receptor activity. Gene Ontology annotation, cellular component: membrane. The transcript has a single exon. Gene Ontology annotation, biological process: G protein-coupled receptor signaling pathway.